GAUUAUAUUAUAGGCAGCUGUCGUCACCGUUAUGGCAUGAAGGGAAAUUUGCAGGAUAGUGACAGGAGCACCCGCUGCUGGUCAAAAAAUCACAGCAGGACAGCCGUGUGAAAACUGACUAAUUUUGAAACCGAAAGUCGGUCCUUAUAUUCAGAGGAGGACCGAUAGGAGAGUCUCAGAGUGGAAUGAACUCAGACGGAGAACACAUACAGACCAGCGAUGAAGACAGGCUUGUAGUUUUGAGCUAUUCCUAACGGAGCUGAUUUAAUCCAAGCAAACUUUGGCUGAUAAAUUCUUACAUUUCUACUCAACUUUAAAAUCAAAAGCAUGAAUGCUGUAAAUUCUGUGCAACUGUUCAUUGUGGUUUUGACUGUUACUGCUGUCUGUGGAGCUGAUGAUGAUGUCUGCAGUGUAAGCUGUGAGGAUGUGACUGGAGAUGUGGGGAAAGAAGCAAAUCUCACCUGCAACGUCUCUCAGAAGUGCUCUGAAUGCUGCAUUAGAAAGUAUAGGUUUCAAUACCCUGAGAAAUAUGACUCAACAAUCUGUAGAGAAGAUCUUCCUCAGGGCUCCUGUGAACAGAGAAACAGCUUCACAUGCAGAUACACUCCAACUACAGAAAUGAUGAGACAAUUCAGAUUCUUGGUGCAAACAAUCAAGUGUGGACCAAUAAAAACAGAAUCGACUGUGAACAAAGCAGAUGGUUGCAGUGUAAGCUGUAAAAAUGUGACUGUGGGGAAAGAAGCAAAUCUCACCUGCAGCGUCUCUCAGAACUGCUCUGAAUGCUGCAUUGAAAAAUAUAAGUUUUAUUACACUGAGAACUAUAAUGACAAUAAAUCAAUCUGUAGACAAGAUCUUCCUCAGGACCCUUGUGAACAGAGAAACAACUUCACAUGCAGAUACAAUGCAACUAAAGCAAUGACUGGACGAUUCAAAUUCUUUGUGCAAACAACGUGUGGACUGAAAAGCACAGAAUUCACUGUGGACAUAACAGAGCACAAUAAACAAACUGGCUCUGAAGAUCCUGGAUCUACAGCCCCUAUGUUCACUGGUGCUGUUGUUGGCUGUUUCAUCAUCAUCAUCAUCAUCUUCAUCAUCGGGAUAUCAGUCUCUUGUGUAAAGAGGUUCAAAUGCUCCAACCCUUCUGGAUUACAGAUGAAAUAUGAAAGAGGUGCUUCUGAAGAACCAACAAUGACAACAGUAAAAGAUCAGAAUGAAACAGAAUGAAAGUUGUGAAUUUUGUUUCAUUUUUCAUGUAAAGAUCCAGUGUUAGCGUCAGUUCUGGCAGGUCACAUCAGUCAAGCUCACAUCAGCUGACUCCCAGGUGACCUAUAGGAAUAUGAUGCCUAUCACAGCAUCCAUAUAUAAGCUCCUCAGUAUUAUCAGCAGCUAUUGCAUUUCUCAGGAGCAAACUACCCUCCUCCAUCCCCAGCUCCUCCUCUCUUUAGUCAGGAUCAGCCUUAUUAUUCUCCUAAUCAGACUAAUUCUUGAAAUAUGUGUACAUGUUAAAUUAUGACAUUUGAUGAUUUCUGCAUAUGUUGGUUCUGUUCUGUUUACCCUAGGGGGGUUAUUGCUGCUCUCCCGGCUCUUAUCCAUACUAGGCUGCAUGGAUGCACAGGGAGUUCUUGCCCAGAACAGAACCAUACCGCCAAUACAAACUCUAUGCAUUAUCAAUCAUAUUUGACGAUAGUGGUCCUGACAGAAAUAAUGUAAAGGUGCUGUUUAUACGACACUGUUUUCAACUAAAAACUAAUUUUUUAUGUGUUUUUUGGCCAUUCAUUUAUACAACAACAGCGUUUUGGUGGCCUGAAAAAAUCAAAUUUUUGAUAAUGAUACUGUCAUAUCCGUGUAAACUACCAAAACAUGAAUUUGUGAAAACGUGAUUUCAUGCACAUGUGUAUUACAUGUUUAGUCUAUCCACCUUAUAGGCCUUUAUCACACUUCCGUGUUCAAAGCGGAAGCUUCAAAUUGUAUCAAUGGCUGUGCCCACAGCACGGGAUUGUUUUGAUUUAUGUAAAAUUCAGCACAGAUACUUCUUAUACAACCUCAGUUUAUUGUGAAUCAGAGAAAAAGGGUGUCAUGAUAUUCAGACGGUUAUUUCGUGAUUUAAAGGGGAACGUGCAAGCCAUACUGUAUGUGUAUGUGCAGAGUCUGAUCACCUUAUUUUAUUGCAAAACUGCAAGAAUACAAAAUGCAAACAACAUAUCACGUUAAAGAGCAUUAGAAUUAGACAAAUCAUAAAAUAUAAUGUCUAUUUUGGGGGGUGGGGUAUUAAAUUAAAGGUUUAAUUAAAGUGCAUUUACUUACUUUCAUGCAUCUACUUAAUGCAAUAAUCAAUAAUUAAAUCAAAGUUGUUUAAAUAAAGGAAUAUUUCCAGCCCAUAGACGAUUGUUAAAAAAUAAUUGGUCUGAUCAUCAUAAAUAAGUCAUAUCGUCCAUAUUUGAGUACAGUGAUUGGAUAGUGUUAUACUCUAGACAAUAAUGGCUGGUAAUAUAAUGCAAAAAUGAACAAAAUAAAAUUAAAUCAGUCUAAUGGUUCCUCUGUAAGUAACUUGAGCUGCGCGCUGCUUGUUAAUCUCCUCAUGACUG
Messenger RNA from Megalobrama amblycephala (Wuchang bream), 2585 nucleotides. RefSeq lists its product as uncharacterized. The record is from RefSeq and is a predicted model, not a curated record. The transcript has 7 exons. Bases 328 to 1224 code for a protein of 298 amino acids. NCBI's taxonomy places the organism in Eukaryota, Metazoa, Chordata, Actinopteri, Cypriniformes, Xenocyprididae.